GGUGGGCGGGUCAAAGGUUACGUAUGAUUGAAUUUCAAACUGAGAGAUAAUCGUGGGGAAUGCUCGGGGUCGGGACAACGCUGCUUUCCUCGCCAAAUAUCAUCGGGGCUGGAGAGCGCGCCUUCGCACAACUUCCAAGCUCAGUACCCAAUCAGGGAAGGGAUACAAGGAUAUGCGUAGCACAACUGUAUGGCGGAGAGCAUUCUGUUGAAGGAGUCACGUACAGCGGCUGAAGAGAAACCCCGGACCAAGCCUACGGGGACAGACGUCGUUUAGCAGCCCAUUACCGCUGCAAGAUGCUGUGGUACAAGUGGCUUCUACUCGGGAUGGAAAUCUCCACAUAUUCUUCUGUUUGGGCAGGACCCAUACCGACACCCUCAACACGCAGCAUCACCAGACAUGGCCACUGGGAGAGAACUACAAGAAACAGCCAUAGCGUGACUGCCACUAGAAACAGCCACAGUGUGGCUACCACGAAGAAAACCCUGAAAGAAAACACCACCGCUAACGGUCACAGGAAAGGCACACCGCGGAGAACAACACCCAAACACGAACUCCCUCUCCCGGCCAGAAGAACACAUCACACCACAGACUAUUCUUCCGAGGACUUCAUCACCAUCCCGAGAAGAGAUCUACCGCAGAUGUGUGAGAAGUUGAACAGAGACUCCUCCUCUUCCCCCGCCGAUACCCGGUCCCACCCUCCCGUGUUUCUCCCACUAGAGGCUACUGCUCCCGCCACUACAACGCUUCAGGCCACAUCGCCAAUGCCAGGCGCCACGUCAUCUAAGUUCGGAUCAAGUACGCCGUGGAUUGACGACUUGGGUGGGAAGAGGCACUUCCGUGUUGUAACUGUACUGGACUCGCCUUUCACAAUGGUGGAGAAGAAUGAGUCCGGGGGUUACCGGUACGUGGGGUUCUGUGUGGACCUUAUCAACGCCAUAGCGGAUCAUCUAGGCUUCACGUACGAGCUGUACGAGCCGCCUGACGGCCAGUACGGGGCGGAGAAAGAUGACGGGACGUGGUCUGGCAUGGUGGGGGAGCUCAUCUCAGGGCGCGCCGACAUUGCCCUAGCUGCAAUGACAAUCAGUUCCAAACGGGAGAAGGUUAUCGACUUCACUGCCCGGUACAUGGACUAUGGGACUGGUCUAAUCAUGAAAAAGCCGAAGGAAGGCAAAAGAGAGCUGUUUGCGUUCUUCCUCCCGUUCGAGAUGACUGUCUGGAUCGGCGUCAUGGCCUCCAUUUUCGUGGUCGCGGUUCUGCUGAGUCUCACGAGUCUCGUGAGAGUUAAGCUGAAUCUCGUGGACCACUCACGGCACGAAAACGACGCCGAUUUUGACCUGAGAAACAGUGCCUGGUUCUCAUACGCGUCACUUCUGAGAAAAGGUGUUGAGCCUCAGCCGAGGUCGACUCCAAACCGAAUCCUAGCGGGUGCCUGGUGGUUGUUUGGUCUCAUCGCCAUAUCAACGUACACCGCCAACCUCACGGCCUUCCUCACGGUCAAGAGACUGGAGCAGCCGAUCAGAUCCGUGGAUGACCUGGUCAAGCAAACAAAAAUCAAAUACGGCAUCCCGAAGGGCGGAAGCACGUUCGCCUUCUUCCAUGAUCAACAAGCCACAGGUACAGUCUAUGAGCUGAUGUGGAACUACAUGAACGCAGAGGAAACAAUGGUACCCAACGUCCUGGAAGGGAUAAAGGAAGUAAAGAAGGGUGAGUUUGUCUUUAUGUAUGACACACCGAUGUUGGAGUACCUCACCAUGACAGAUGAGAGCUGUGAAAUGAUGAUGGUCGGCAAGUCUUUCCGCCAUCUUGGAUAUGGGCUAGCAACCCAGCAUGGCAACAGGCUGUCACAUAUGCUUUCAUUAGGUAUUUUAAAGCUGAAAGAGGCGGGGAAAAUAGAUAGAUUUCGAAACGUCUGGUGGCCGACAGUUGGCUGUGCUCUAGAUGGAGGGGUUACAACACAGGCGGGAGCAGAUCGUCUGGGGCUGGACAGCUUCUACGGAGUGUUCGUCAUCGUCGCCGUUGGAGUAGCGUUAACAGUUAUCUAUCUGAUGAUGGAAGUCACCUGGACGUACUGUUGCAAGCCAAAGACACAGAUGUCGGAAACAGAAUUUUCCCUGACCAAGCAAGAGUCUUCACAUCAAAGACUGCUGGAAAAAGACUUCCUGCGCGCCAUCGACAGCGGCUUGGUGCAGAUCUUCAUCAAGAAGACAGGGGGCGCUUCUGCCAAUGGGAUCGUUGCAAAUGGGGACAGGUCGUUGUGAACUACGUCAUUGGGACAAUUUGUUUCGUUGCCAGGAGCAAAAAAAGUCAUUGCGUCUUCUCUAUUAAGCUUUAAACGCGUACUUUCUUUGCUGUGAUUGUUGAAGGAAAUGCAGUAAUCAUUAUUAACUGCAAAAUAAAAUCAGUAGACGUAUUUAGAUGAAUACUUCAAAGCUAAGGUGCUGAACUCGGUAUAUGUAUGAAAAGAGUGUAUAGCAAUUUUUUGAAGUAGCGGAUUACUAAAUCUAAAGGUGUGCAAUGCACAUUAUAUCAACAGAAAUUGAAGUCGAUGCCUCGACUAGAUACUUUUCUCAAUUUAUAUGUCAGUCUUUCAUAGUACAGUAACCAUAAAAACGUUUUUGUCAUGACGACAUAGAUUUGUUUGUAGCAAAACCAUUUCUGUGUCAACCACGACAAGUUUAAUAUAAAUCAUGUAUAAAUUUUUUAAUAGAUGGCGAUUGAUAACGUAUCAUCUACGAAAGACAAAUCAAAAAUAGAUUAUGAGAUAAAAGUGUAAAUAUGGAAAAUCAUUAUUAUUUCAAGUAUUUUCUAUGGUCAUGAAAUCAUGAUAAUUCUGUUAAAUCUAGUUAGCCUCAUAGUUACCUUAUAAUGGACAAAUGACAAUGAAGCCUACCUUGAAUUAAUAGAUAUUUCAUUACUUUGGAGAAGACAUGCUUCAAAAUGUUUUGGAUGUUCUACAUAGAUAUGCAUUUAAAAACAAUUAAACCCAAUGUAUCCUUUCCAAUUCUGAUUAUAUGAAUCGGACAUAUACCUUGUACAUAGUUCCUGUACGUAAAUCAUGUAUAUAAACUUACGUCAUGUCAAUGUAGUUUUAUAAUCUGAUCUAAUUAAAUGUAACGAAGAUGAACAACGAUAAAAUCAUUUAAAGUAGUGGUGAUUUCAUUGCGAAAUCAACAAAUAGUUAGUUUUUUUUUGCCUUGUAUGUUAUUCGAGGAACUAAAAUCGUUGUAAGGAUGUGCCAAGUUCAAAUGAACCUUAAGUCCAGUUUUGGUUUUGACUCCUUUUUUGACAGAUGGUAGAUAUGGACGCAAGGACGUCAUUAAGCUUCUAUUUCUUCGUUUAUAAUGUAUAACUGGUAUCAAUGUUGUAAUCAGUGACAAGUCUGGCAUAAGAUUUAUGCUUUGUUGUAAUAAAGUUAUCACAAAUUA
Molecule: messenger RNA, 3428 nt
Organism: Branchiostoma floridae (Florida lancelet)
Lineage: Eukaryota; Metazoa; Chordata; Leptocardii; Amphioxiformes; Branchiostomatidae
Product: glutamate receptor ionotropic, delta-1-like
Exons: 11
Coding region: 297-2261 (654 amino acids)
Biological process (GO): monoatomic ion transport; modulation of chemical synaptic transmission; synaptic transmission, glutamatergic
Cellular component (GO): postsynaptic membrane; plasma membrane
Molecular function (GO): glutamate-gated receptor activity; transmitter-gated monoatomic ion channel activity involved in regulation of postsynaptic membrane potential
Source: RefSeq, a predicted model, not a curated record